Messenger RNA from Ostertagia ostertagi, 318 nucleotides. The record is from the annotation of a GenBank genome assembly. NCBI's taxonomy places the organism in Eukaryota, Metazoa, Nematoda, Chromadorea, Rhabditida, Trichostrongylidae.
AUGAAUGAAGUAUCGAAUACUGUCGAAAAUCGCCGCCGCGAUCUAAUCGAGAGUGUACGCGUGCGACGCGACGAGAAACGUAAGGUGCUUAAAGAUCAGAUCGAAGCGAUCACGGACGAGAAAAAGAAACUGGCGAAGAUAAAGGUGAUGUCAUGCAAAAAGGAUGUUAAGUGCUCAGAAAGUUUUGUAGGAACUGGAAUCGUGCCAGCUGGAUGUGCGGUCAAUGGCUCGUCAGCUGAAGACCAUGGACACUGGAUGGGAACGUCAGCUGACACAACCACGGGAGAACGCCUUUUUGAAGCUGAACACGAAUUCUAG